Balaenoptera acutorostrata (minke whale) is the source of this 4265-nucleotide messenger RNA. RefSeq names its product actin filament associated protein 1 like 2 (gene AFAP1L2). Lineage: Eukaryota; Metazoa; Chordata; Mammalia; Artiodactyla; Balaenopteridae. The record is from RefSeq and is a predicted model, not a curated record. The coding region runs from base 500 to 3094 and encodes 864 amino acids. Gene Ontology annotation, molecular function: SH3 domain binding; SH2 domain binding. Gene Ontology annotation, cellular component: cytosol. The transcript has 21 exons. Gene Ontology annotation, biological process: positive regulation of epidermal growth factor receptor signaling pathway; regulation of interleukin-6 production; inflammatory response.
CGAAAGCGCGCGGGCCCGGAGGUCAAGCGGGGGGCGCUCUAGGCACCUCUUUGCCUUCCGACUGAGACCUCAGUCUCGCGCUCCCGGCAGUGGGUUCGCAGACCGGCGGCUGGAAGAACGGCUCUCGUAGGCCCGCCCGAGCCCGCCCCUCCCCGGGGCCUCCCCCAGGGUUUGGGCACGUCUCGGUCUCCCUCCCACCAUCCCGGGGCCGGGACGUGAAGCAGCUGCCAGGCGGCCGCGGCCGCAGGAGUGGGGCCCGGGGCGCGCACGGACUUGAGCGCUGAAGGUCCGCCAGGGCCGGCCGCGGAGUUCCCCGGCGGGGCCGGCGCGCCGGGAGAGGACCGGGUCCGAGGGCCCCGGGCGCGGCAGCCGCGCCAGGAGGUCCCGCCGCGAGCGUGACCUCACGGGGAGGGGCCAGCGCGGCAGCCCUGGGCGCGGAGCCGAGCGCAGAGAGCGCAGCGCCGGAGCCGAGCCGCGAGGAGCGCACGCCGCGGCCCAGAUGGAGCGGUUCAAAGCACAGGGGUGUUGCUGUCUGGUGGUACAGAGAAGGAUGCUGCAGGUUUCUGCUUCCCUGGAGCAGCUGCUGACAGAGCUGGAUGACUUCCUCAGGAUUCUUGACCAAGAGAACCUGAGCAGCACAGCUGUGGUGAAGAAGAGUGGCCUGGCCGAGCUCCUCCGGCUUUACACCAAAAGCAGCAGUUCUGAUGAGGAGUACAUUUAUAUGAACAAAGUGACGGUCCACAAGCAACAGGAUGCUGAGUCCCAAGACAAAGCACCCGAGGAGCAGAGCCCACUGACCAACGGCGAGCCCGGCCAGCACUCCUCCGCCCCUCAGAAGAGUCUUCCAGACCUCCCGCCACCCAAGAUCAUUCCAGAACGGAAGCAGCUCUCCAUCCCAAAGAUCGAGUCUCCAGAGGGUUACUAUGAAGAGGCUGAACCAUAUGACACAUCCCUCAAUGAUCAUUCUGGCAGACUUCCCCCCAGUGGAGUCCCCAGAUGGGUGCAGGUGCCUGAAGGAGUCGUUUACGCCACGAUCAGCUUGGAGGACGGAGAGGCCGUGAGCAGCUCCUACGAGUCCUACGACGAGGACGAAAGCAGCAAGGGCAAGUCGGCCCCCUACCAGUGGCCCUCGCCCGAGGCCAGCAUCGAGCUGAUGCGUGACGCCCGCAUCUGUGCUUUCCUGUGGCGCAAGAAGUGGCUGGGCCAGUGGGCCAAGCAGCUCUGCGUGAUCAAGGACACCAGGCUCCUGUGUUACAAGACCUCCAAGGACCACAGUCCUCAGCUGGACGUGAACUUGCUGGGCAGCAGUGUGGUGCACAAGGAGAAGCAAGUGCGGAAGAAGGAGCACAAGCUGAAGAUCACACCGAUGAACGCCGACGUGAUCGUGCUGGGCCUGCAGAGCAAGGACCAAGCUGAGCAGUGGCUCAGGGUCAUCCAGGAGGUGAGUGGCCUGCCUUCUGAAGGAGCUUGUGAGGGAAACCAGUACACCCCAGAUGCCCAGCGCCUGAGUUGUCCGAAACCAGAUGUAACUGAGAAGUACCUGUCAGCCUCGGAGUAUGGAAGCUCCAUAGAUGGCCACCCUGAGGUCCCAGAGACCAAAGAUGUCAAGAAGAAAUGUUCUGCUGGCCUCAAACUGAGCAACCUAAUGAACCUGGGCAGGAAGAAAUCUACCUCGCUGGAGCCUCCGGAAAGGUCCCUCGAGACAUCCAGUUACCUGAACGUGCUGGUGAACAGCCAGUGGAAGUCGCGCUGGUGCUCCGUCAGGGACAGUCACCUGUACUUCUACCAGGACCGGAACCGCAGCAAGGCGGCCCAGCAGCCCCUCAGCCUGGUGGGCUGUGAGGUGGUGCCGGACCCGAGCCCUGACCACCUCUACUCCUUCCGCAUCCUCCACGACGGCGAGGAGCUGGCCAAGCUCGAGGCCAAGUCUUCCGAGGAAAUGGGCCACUGGCUAGGCCUCCUGCUCUCUGAGUCGGGCUCCAAGACAGACCCAGAAGAAUUCACUUACGACUACGUGGACGCCGAUAGGGUUUCCUGCAUCGUAAGCGCCGCCAAAACCUCUCUGCUACUGAUGCAGAGAAAGUUCUCAGAGCCGAACACUUACAUUGACGGCCUGCCCAGCCAGGAUCACCAGGAGCUGCUGUAUGAUGACGUGGAGGUGUCGGAGCUGACGGCAGUGGGGGAGGCCCCUGAGGAAGCUGCUCCUGCGACAGGUGCUCCGAGUGAGCCUGACCCCGACCGCGUAUACCUGGACCUCACGCCCGUCAAGUCCUUCCUGCACGGCACCGGCGGUGCACAGGCCCGGGCCUCCUCACCCAUGCCACCCCAGCCGGACCCUCCGGCCGAGGCCCUCUCUGCAGACCUGAACCCCACCCCCGAUGAGCCCCUCGUAAAGUCUCCAGAGAACCCUGAGUUGCAGCAGAUGCAGCAGGGGAGUCAGGAACCUGAGGAGCCGUGCCUGGGAAUCACGGCAGUCAAAAUCCAGACUGAACAGCAGAAGAUCUCCUUCCCACCGAGCUGCCCUGACACUGUGCCCGUCGCCCCAGCCGGGGCCAGCCCACCUGUGAAAGACAGGUUGAAGGCAACCAAUGCAGAGAUCAAACUUGGCAAGAACAGGACAGAAGCCGAGGUGAAGCGGUACACAGAGGAGAAGGAGAGGCUUGAGAAGAAGAAGGAAGAAAUCCGUGGGCACCUGGCUCAGCUCCGGAGGGAGAAACGGGAGUUGAAGGAGACCCUGUUGAAGUGUACAGACAAGGGGGCGGCGGCCGGCCUGGAGGAGAAGCUGAAGGAGAUCGACGAGGAGUGCAGGGUGGAGGAGCGCAGGCGUGUGGACCUGGAGCUCAGCAUCGUGGAGGUGAAGGACAGCCUGAAGAAGGCCGAGGCCGGGCCCGUGACGCUGGGCACGACCGUAGACACCACCCACCUGGAGAACGUGAGCCCCCGCCCCAAAGCUGCCACCCCGACUCCUGCCCCGGACUGUACCCCAGUCAACUCCGCAACUGCGCUCAAGAACAGGCCUCUGUCGGUCAUGGUCACGGGCAAAGGCACCGUCCUCCAGAAAGCCAAGGAAUGGGAGAAGAAAGGAGCAAGUUAGGAAACAAACUUCAUCUAGAGACUCUCCUGUCAAUAUGGACCUUGGUGACAAUCCUGCUUCGUUACAGUCUUCGUUAAAGCAGCAACUCUGUAAAAGGGUGAGUCUGUUUACAAGGAAAAGGAAGGACUGGGGUUCUAUGAAUGGAAAACUUCAGCUAAGAGGAGGCUCUGUCCCUUCGCAGGGCCAAAGGAAAUAAUACAACAACAAAAAAGACUUUUUUGGAGACCUAAGUCUAUUGGUUGUAAACAUUACAUUGCUGUAUUUAGGGGUAUUCUGUGUUUCUUCCUUGAAGUUUUCAGCAAUUGCCUUAUCAAGGUUUUUAAGUGAAAAGAUUCUGAUGUGGAGACUUUGGUGGAAGAGAAAAAUUAAGGUAACAGGGCCCUGUCCCACUGAUCACAUGGCUUUGGUGAUUGAGAAGGUCUAAACUCCUGACUGUCAUCUCCUAUCUGAUUCUUAGCAGUGUCAGGGGUUAAACCGUCCUUGUCUUCAACUGUGUAAAACCAUCUAUGGUUUUUUGAGAAAUGGUAACGGGGAAAACAUUUGGGACCAAGCUGAGGCACUGUUCCCAGUAAAUUAAGGACUUUUUAUCAGGCUAAAGCAGGCCAGAACCAAUUGCUUUUAAAUAAAAUUUUAAGUGAUGCUGUAUUACAUAGAAAAAAAGAUGUUUAAAAUCCUGUAAUUUAGAACAGUGAAAAGUGUCUUUUGAGAUUUAACUGACAUUUUACAUUACCAUAGAAACAAGAUUACCCUGUGUUUACAGAUUCAGUCCUGUGGUGAGGUGAUUUUUAAGAGAAGAGUUAUUUAAUAUAAUGUUCUCUUAGUCCCUGUUUUUUUAAGUUGUGCUCUAUGUCCAGGCCCUUUCCAAGAAAAAAGGGGCGAAUUUUGUUUCUGGUGGUCUCUUUCUUCUCUUAAAAUUGGCAGUGCUGUUCUUUGUGUUGCCCGUUCUUCUCUUCUGAUGGCACUGGUUAACACAGGUUGGAACAUAUCACCUAUCAUCUCUCAGCCUCAUUUCUGGGGGUUCUGAAUCAGAGUUUUUUAACACUGGUUCCUGAGAACUAAAGGUCUUUUGAGUCUUAUUGUCUUUCUAAUCCCAGGGCAUUUAUUUCCUUUGUCAUAAACACUUGGUGUCCCACGUGGUGAAUUAGUUUUUUUUUUUUUUUUUAAUAAAAUG